Saccostrea cuccullata (small rock oyster) is the source of this 425-nucleotide messenger RNA. RefSeq lists its product as uncharacterized. The record is from RefSeq and is a predicted model, not a curated record. Lineage: Eukaryota; Metazoa; Mollusca; Bivalvia; Ostreida; Ostreidae. The annotation marks the transcript as partial. The transcript has a single exon.
CUCCGAGAGUGAGAAGGAACCCUGCCACCAAUAAGGAAGCUAGUCGCUCUCAACAGCGACGGAAUGAAGAUGUCGCCAUAAACCGGAACUCUCGGGGGGUAGCAUCUGAAAACAGUGGACGUAUGAAGGCAUUUUUACGUUGUAAGGAAACAACUAGCAUUGUAACCUACAACGUCAACACACUACUUGAUGAGGAUAAGAGGUGGGAAUUACAGCAUUGCAGACAUUGGCAGUACAUAGGAAUUCUCGGUGUGCAGGAGCAUCACAUCAUUCACUCUGACCACACUGAGUACACCAAGUUUGACACAAGCACUCUAGUGACUUCAUCUGGAUGGAGAAACAAAUCACAGGCAACACAGGAUGGGGUUGGACUACUCUUAGAAAGGAAAGCUAAAAAAAUCUCUACUGAAAAUGGUUCCAUCUAA